Geodia barretti is the source of this 765-nucleotide messenger RNA. Lineage: Eukaryota; Metazoa; Porifera; Demospongiae; Tetractinellida; Geodiidae. The record is from the annotation of a GenBank genome assembly.
AUGUGGGUGUUCUCUCCUGCUUUCCUCUAUGACGGUGAGCUGGCCAUGUACCUCGCUAGCUCAGGGGACACCAGUCAGUUGAUGGGUGAAGUUGACAUGGAUCUCUUUAACUGUCUGGAGGAAAUUGUUCUUAGUGCUGAACAAGUGACUCCAUCAGAACAGAAAAAGCAUCAGACGAAGGACACAUCUUCUCAACACUCAAUUGACGACCAACAGGGUGCUGUUGGUACACAGAUACGGAGAACACCAUCACAACAAGUAGAGGGACGAGCAAUGCCUAAUGAGCCCGCUGGUGAGCAUGAAGGCUCAACUGAAACACCUAGCACUGCCGAGGCUCAGGUCUUGAGUCAAGAAUGUGUUAAAGCAAAGCCCAAGAGAAAGCGGUCAAGGCGUAAGAAAGCCCGCACUAGCACUGGCAGGGUUGAAGUUGUAACCUUCAAUGGAGCAAGUACCAGUACCACAGACAAACAUUUAGAUAACCCUUCCACAAUCAUACCCUCAUCACAAACUUCUGCAAAACUACCUGUUAAAGUAAAACCCCUAGGUGCUACACCCAUGGCCAGUACAACAGUACAAGCUUCUGAAUUAGGCUUUGGACAGCCACCUUUGAGGACAGCUGGUCCUAAAUCAGAUAGGAUGUGUGACACCUCCAAAAGCCCAGGACAACAACCCUCCCCAGCACUCAAUGGGUUAUCAGCUAAUGCAAAGCGAAGGAGAUACAGAAGGCGACCGAACAUGAACAAACAGAAGAGCACCACAGAGUAA